Molecule: messenger RNA, 1110 nt
Organism: Protopolystoma xenopodis
Lineage: Eukaryota; Metazoa; Platyhelminthes; Monogenea; Polystomatidea; Polystomatidae
Source: the annotation of a GenBank genome assembly
AUGAAGGAUUCAAACGUCCCUACGAUGGAGGAUACUCCUUGGGUGGCUCAGAUUACCGCUCGCCUUAAGGAGCGUAAUUUAAAGCAGUCUUCACUUUUUGAAGGCAUCCUUAAGAACUGUGCGUUCUCGUUUAGCCCUUAUGUUUAUGAUACCAACCUCAAAUUCAGUGUCCUUCAACUUUCCGAAGAGAAUGCAAGGUUGACUUUGGAAAAUCGCUCUUUGCAGGCCAGGGCGGCUGAGUUUUCCCUUAAAAAGGAGAAAUCUUACUCUCAACAAUACUAUGAUUACGAACAAAAGGUCUUUCGCCUUCAGGAAGAGGUUACAGAAAUACACAGAGCAAAAGGAAUACUUUCUCAAGAACUUUUGGACGCCAACAAGAUCAUUCAAGAAAAGGAAAAAUCUCUUCAAAAGGUUGUUGCAAGUAAUGCUGAGCUUGAAGAGAAGAUUAAGGAAUUGCAGAGCAUAAACUUGGUGGUUCAAGAAAAGCAAGAAUCUCUUGAGCACUCUAAUCAGUGUAUUCUUGAUGAACAUUCAGCAACCUUACUCGCCUAUAAUACACUAAAAAAUAAGACAAGACAACUUGAGGAAGAUAACCAAAGACUGAUGCAGCAACUAAAAACACUACAAGAUAAAUUAGAAGAACUAGAAAAUCAAGAAUAUGAUAUUCAAUUUAGAUUGAUUAAAGAGUCUGCAAUGAAUUUUGUUGCUACUCUCCCGAAGAUGCCCUUGUGUAAGAUUGAAGCUAAUGAAAGGGAUGUUUACGCAGUGCGUUUCUCUCCCACCGGACGAUUAUUCGGCUCUGGUGGCUUCGACAGAAAAGUUAGGCUGUGGACUCUAACCCAAAUCAGUAAACCUGAAUUGCGCUCUGCGCUGGUUGGCUGUAAUGCAGGUGUUACUGCAAUUGAUUUUGAUCCUGAGGUAGAUCCAAAGGAAACUGCCAUCUUGGGCGCUUCAAAUGACUUUUCAUGCCGCGUGUGGACUCUUUCCGAUUUCAGAUUGCGUAUAAAUUUGACCGGUCAUUCCGACAGAGUUUUAUCAGCGAAGUUCAUAGGCGAACCCAACAAAGUAGUUACUGCUUCAUCGGAUAGGACCCUAAAGGUAAUGUCCUAA